UAAACUGCAGUGAAUGUCUAAAAAUUUGACAAGUUUUAAUUAGGAAAUCUGUGGAAAAUGAUAAGUUUUUAUAAGGUUGAAGUUAACAAGACAUUAUGGGAGAUACCAGUCAGGUAUCAGAAUCUGUCCACAGUUGGAUCUGGAGCAUACGGCCAAGUUUGUUCAGCCUUGGAUGCCCAGACCCGAAAAAAAAUAGCAAUAAAAAAACUAGCCCGUCCAUUUCAAACUGCUGUCCAUGCAAAAAGAACGUAUAGGGAACUGAAACUUCUCAAACACAUGCGUCAUGAGAAUGUUAUUGGCCUUUUAGAUGUGUUUUACCCUAAGCAUGAUAACAGCCAGAUCUAUUUGGUAACGCAUUUGAUGGGCGCAGACUUAAACAAUAUAAUUAGAACACAAAGACUGACCGAUGAACAUGUUCAGUUCUUAGUUUAUCAAAUCCUAAGAGGCCUAAAAUACAUCCAUUCUGCCGGAAUUAUUCAUAGGGACUUAAAACCUUCGAAUAUAGCAGUCAAUGAAGAUUGUGAGUUGAAAAUACUGGACUUUGGUUUAGCAAGGCCUACAGAAACGGAAAUGACGGGCUAUGUGGCCACCAGGUGGUACCGAGCGCCCGAAAUUAUGUUGAACUGGAUGCAUUACAACCAAACUGUUGAUAUUUGGUCUGUUGGUUGUAUUAUGGCCGAAUUGUUGACGGGAAAAACGUUGUUUCCUGGGACAGAUCAUAUUCAUCAGCUCAAUUUAAUCAUGGAAAUUUUGGGUACCCCUAACGAAGAAUUUAUGGAACGAAUCACUUCAGAAAGUGCCAGACAUUACAUACAAUCGUUACCUGCAGUAGCGAAAAAGGAUCUAAAUCACUACUUCACAGGCGCAAAUCCUAAAGCUAUAGACUUGUUGGGCCUUAUGUUAGAAAUAGACAGCGAUAAGCGGAUUACCGCAGAACAAGCGCUGGCCCAUCCGUAUCUUGCCUCAUAUGCGGAUCCAAACGAUGAGCCUACAUCGGCUCCGUUUGAUGAAAGCGAGGAAACAAUGAAUUAUCCAGUUGAAAAAUGGCGAGAACUAGUAUUGGAGGAAGUAAACUCCUUUGUAUAUGUUCCAAUGGUCAACGAAGAUAGUAGAGAGUAAUAAUGCUCGUACAACGAAUACGUAAAUUGCCAGAUACUAAUUGUGAAUUGUUAUAUAAGAAAUCGUAAAUAGGCAGUUGUAGUAGAACGGUGCUAUUAAUGCCAAUAAGACAACAAGUGUUGUUUUUGCAACUUGUUGAUCAUAGUAUGUAUAUUUUGUAAAAACCGUUAUCCCCUGGAAUAGGUUUAUUCUUUCCUUCCAAGAAAUUUUUAAAUUUUAUUUGUACUUUACAACAAAUUGGCAUGCAAUAUUUGGUUAGGAGCUUACGGGGUAUAAACCAAACACUAACAGUGUAACAAUAUAGCAAGGUGUAUUCACCUUAAUAGUUUUAUAUAGUUUUGAAAAAACCUUCAAGUGUUUUGUUUAUUGUUUAAUUGCUACUUAGCUGUUGUGACUUAAAAUUAAAUUUGUAUCAAGACUUGCGCAAUUCAGCAGUAGUUAUAUAGCUUUAUAGUUUAUUUUAAUAGUAAGAAAGUGUUCAGAAAGCACAUUUAUUAUUUAUUAGGAUUUUGUUUCAUUUAAAACAAAUAAAAAAAUAUUGCAUUUGUAGUUAGUUGGAAAUCUGUCUAGUAGGUGAAAUCAAACGUUACUGAACACUCAAAUUGCUUGAAAAACUUAAAAUAGGAUUUAUUUACAUUUAACACGAUAUAAUAAGAACAAAUAGUUACUA
Dendroctonus ponderosae (mountain pine beetle) is the source of this 1789-nucleotide messenger RNA. RefSeq names its product mitogen-activated protein kinase p38b. Lineage: Eukaryota; Metazoa; Arthropoda; Insecta; Coleoptera; Curculionidae. The coding region runs from base 58 to 1119 and encodes 353 amino acids. Gene Ontology annotation, biological process: protein phosphorylation; intracellular signal transduction. The transcript has 7 exons. The record is from RefSeq and is a predicted model, not a curated record. Gene Ontology annotation, cellular component: cytoplasm; nucleus. Gene Ontology annotation, molecular function: MAP kinase activity; ATP binding.